Molecule: messenger RNA, 753 nt
Organism: Myzus persicae (green peach aphid)
Lineage: Eukaryota; Metazoa; Arthropoda; Insecta; Hemiptera; Aphididae
Exons: 2
Coding region: 313-747 (144 amino acids)
Source: RefSeq, a predicted model, not a curated record
CAUCAUAAAAAUACUGGCUUAGAAUUUCCACAUUGCCGAUAAAAACAGUUGGCAAUCUAGUUUAUUAUCUACAUAUAUCUGUGAUGUCGUGACACAUGUUAUUCUAUAACCUAACUUCUUUCCAUUCGGUAUUAUAUUUACAUAUAGCCGGCAACAGUCGAAUGUCAUGUGAACGCGUACUACGGGUUUUUAAGUUAUUCUAUUAUAUGAUUUGUGGAAUAUUUUAGGUACUACAAUACAAUUGUGCGAUCUUAUGUCGGAUAAGACUACUAUCAAGGCUUUUAUUGGAUUUUAACAAAAUAUCCUGUUGAUAUGUUUACUAUGACGUCCCAUUCGGAAAAACAGGAGACAAUUGAUGACGAGAACAGCGAGAACCAAAAUAGUUCCAACGAAGAUAAAGGCAUUAAGUGGUCGUUGGACAUGUUGCGCACAUGUCCACUGGCAUUGAUCCGUUCCGAUCCGAGAUUGCGCAUCAUCUAUGACAGGGGUUUCGUGUCUGGUUUUUACGGGGAGCAACCGAAGGAAUCUACCGUGGUGUCAGUGCCGAAACAAUAUGCGGAAGCUGAGGCAGAGUUAGCGCAUGCAAACCCUGCGCUCGCUUUACGUUUGGGAUCGAAGACGGAGAAGCUGGCUAUGAUUGCCGCGAUGGACAGUGCUGUCGAGUCAGCGUUGAAUACCGCCCUGGAGGUCGCAGAACAUUCGUCUAUGGCGGCCCGACUAUUAACUGACAAUGACGAAGAACAGUAACUUGGA